CGUAAACUCGCGCUUCUCGCUCCGUCUAAUCUCAACCUCUUUUAGAUAAACACACGCAACUCGCGCUGCCCUCUUUCAUUUCCUUCGACCUAACUUCUCAUCAUUCCUAUUCUCCCCACAUACAUCAACAAGAAAUGGAGACCUUCCUCUUCACAUCGGAAUCUGUCAAUGAGGGUCACCCUGACAAGCUGUGUGAUCAAGUUUCCGAUGCUAUUCUGGAUGCCUGCUUGGAACAAGACCCAGAGAGCAAAGUAGCGUGCGAGACCUGCACGAAGACUAACAUGGUCAUGGUGUUUGGUGAAAUCACUACCAAGGCUAAGGUGGACUACGAGAAGAUUGUUCGAGACACAUGCAGAGGAAUUGGGUUUGUAUCGGCUGAUGUGGGCCUUGAUGCUGACAAGUGCAAGGUCCUUGUCAACAUUGAGGAACAAAGCCCCGAGAUUGCACAAGGAGUUCACGGCCAUUUCACCAAGAAGCCGGAGGAAAUCGGAGCUGGUGACCAAGGCCACAUGUUUGGUUAUGCCACAGAUGAAACUCCUGAGCUCAUGCCUUUAACUCAUGUCCUUUCUACUAAGCUUGGUGCCAAGCUGACCGAGGUCAGGAAGAACAAAUCCGUCCCAUGGUUAAGGCCUGAUGGAAAGACUCAAGUGACUGUUGAGUACAGAAAUGAUAACGGAGCCAUGGUCCCUAUUCGGGUGCACACAAUCCUCAUCUCAACUCAACAUGAUGAGAGUGUCACAAAUGAGCAGAUUGCUGCUGAUCUGAAGGAACAUGUGAUCAAACCCGUUGUCCCAGCUCAGUAUAUUGAUGACAAAACCAUUUAUCAUCUCAACCCUUCGGGACGUUUUGUCAUCGGGGGGCCUCAUGGAGAUGCUGGACUCACUGGUCGAAAGAUCAUCAUCGAUACUUAUGGCGGUUGGGGUGCACAUGGUGGCGGUGCUUUCUCAGGCAAGGAUCCUACCAAGGUAGACCGAAGUGGUGCAUACAUUGUAAGGCAGGCGGCAAAGAGUGUGGUGGCAUCUGGCCUUGCUCGCCGAUGCAUUGUUCAGGUUUCUUAUGCAAUCGGGGUCCCUGAUCCUCUAUCAGUGUUUGUGGACACCUACAAAACAGGCAAAAUCCCAGACAGUGACAUACUGACUCUUAUUAAGGAGAAUUUUGACUUCAGGCCAGGAAUGAUUGCACUCAACCUUGAUAUGAAAAGGGGAGGCAAACACAGGUAUCUGAAGACAGCUGCUUAUGGACACUUUGGCCGCGAUGACCCAGAUUUCACUUGGGAAACUGUAAAGCACCUCAAGCCGAAAGCUUAACGCAGGGCGGCUGGUCUUUAUCAGAG
This is a messenger RNA of Argentina anserina (silverweed cinquefoil), 1333 nucleotides long. RefSeq names its product S-adenosylmethionine synthase 4. Gene Ontology annotation, cellular component: cytosol. NCBI's taxonomy places the organism in Eukaryota, Viridiplantae, Streptophyta, Magnoliopsida, Rosales, Rosaceae. The transcript is spliced from 2 exons. Gene Ontology annotation, molecular function: methionine adenosyltransferase activity; ATP binding. Gene Ontology annotation, biological process: S-adenosylmethionine biosynthetic process. The coding region runs from base 135 to 1307 and encodes 390 amino acids. The record is from RefSeq and is a predicted model, not a curated record.